AUGUCGCGCCGCAGCCGCUCCGGCGACGACGAGCUGCUGCUGCCGCGCCGCAAGAAGCGCGCCGCGCAAGGGGCGGCCGCAGCGGGCCCCAGCAGCGGCCACGCGGCGCCAGCGGCGGCGGGCGGCGCCUCGGCCUCGUCCUUCCUCGCGCUCAAGGCGGACCUGGCCGCGCAGAGGAGCGGCAGCGCCGGCGCCUCGUCGCUCUCGCAGCCGCGCGAGCGAGCCCUGCCGCACCACCUGCGCCCCGCACGCGGUGCCGAGGCGCGCCGCCAGCGCGACGGCGACGACGGCGUGCACGCAGGCGCCACGUCGGCCUGGGCCGGCACGCCGUCGGCGGCCCUCGACGCCGCACGCGCGGCCAUGGAGCGCAAGGCGCGCCUCUAUGCGGCGCUGCGGGCGGGCAAGGAGGCUGGCGUCGACGAGGCGACGUGGGCGCAGAUGCACGGCAGUGUCGACUGGGAGCGCAAGGCCGGCGAGGCGAGCGGCGGCGACGAGAGCGACAGCGGCGACAGUGAUGCGCCGCCGCCCGUCGGCGCCGACGACGACCCGCUGGUGGAGUACGAGGACGAGUUUGGGCGCACACGCAUGCUGCCGCGCCGCGACGUGCCGCGCGAGUGGCUGCGGCGCAAGGAGCAGGAGGCUGCGGCCCAGCUCGAGCCGCCGCCGGACGAUAGCGGCGUGCUCUACGGGCCGUCUACCUCGUUCCCCGUGUACCGUCCGCCGUCGCCAGUGCUGGCCACGCGCGUCGCGGCCAUCGGCAAGUCGGCCGCACCGAGCCGCUUCGAUGCCAAGGCCGAGGUGCGCGACCGCGGCGCCGGCUUCUAUGCCUUCUCCACGGACGAGGCCCGCCGCGCCGACGAGCUGGCGGCGCUGCGCAGGGAGAGCGCCCGCACGGCUGAGGAGCGCGAGCACUCUGCGGCCGGCGCCGUGCCCAACCCCGAGGAGCAGCAGCGGCAGCAGCGCAAGCUCGAGGUCGAGCGCAAGCGGCGCGAGGUCGAAGAGCGCCGCCGUGCACGCACGACGCAGAGGCAGGGCUAG
Messenger RNA from Tilletiopsis washingtonensis, 1038 nucleotides. RefSeq lists its product as hypothetical. The transcript has 3 exons. The coding region runs from base 1 to 1038 and encodes 345 amino acids. Gene Ontology annotation, cellular component: nucleus. The record is from RefSeq and is a predicted model, not a curated record. NCBI's taxonomy places the organism in Eukaryota, Fungi, Basidiomycota, Exobasidiomycetes, Entylomatales.